AUGGAGAGUGGAGCAGGAAAGCACUGGACUGAAGAAGAGGUUAAAGCUUUGCUUAGUGUCUGGGCAGAAAAAAAUAUACGAGAACAACUUUAUGGAACCCUGAGAAAUAAAGGAAUAUUCAUUUACAUUGCUAAAAGGCUGCAAGCACUAGGAGUAUACAGAGACUGGAAACAGUGCCGGGCAAAGUACAAAAAUCUCAAAUAUGAAUACAGAACAGUUAAAUAUGCUCAUAACUCUGGAGACAGCUCUAAAACUAUGAAGUUCUUCCAUGAUUUGGAUGCAAUCCUGCAGUAUGAACCUGCCACACAAUUAACAGAGGAAGAUGCAAAUGGCAGGUGCCUGGCAACGCUGAGCGAAAGUGCAGCUCCAGGGACCACUGAAGGCAAAAUGUCAGUUACAUUACAAGAUAAGGAAGACCUCUCAGGAAAUCCUUUACUUUUGGUUUCUCCUAUCAGACCAAUGGAACUAGGUAACUCUACAUCAAUUAUGGAACCCUCUAUUAAUCCAACUUUUAUUCCAACUAUAGCAAAUGAAGGAGGAAAACACUGGACUGUGCCAGAAGUCAGGGCUCUAAUUGGCAUCUGGUCUGAUAUAAGUAUACAACAACAACUAGAAGGAACAGUGAGAAAUAAAAGGAUAUUUGAACAAAUUGCUGCCAAGCUUCAGAAAUCUGGAAUAGAGAGAGACUGGAAGCAGUGCAGAACAAAGUACAAAAACUUAAAACAUGAAUACAAGAUUGUAAGAAUGGCUCAAGACCAAGGCAUGACUAAGAGUAUGAAAUUUUUUACUGAGUUGGAUACUAUUCUGGGACAUAAUAAAACAGAAAAAUCACAACAAUGGGAAUUCCAAGAUGAAGAACAAGCCACCGGAUGUGCCAAUGUAAAAACAGAAGAGGAUCAGACAGUCAUUGCUGGAGAUGCAGCUGAAGAUGACUUUGUCAGUAGUAUGUCAGAAGACCUAAGAGAGGGAGAUGUAAAACAAAGUCCUGGUACAGGUAAUCAUAUUCCUUUAGAAGAUGCUAAAAAUCAUUUACAGAUUGUAACAGUGAGCGACACAGAGGCUGGAAAACACUGGUGUGACAAUGAGGUCAGAGCGCUUAUACACAUAUGGUCUGAUGAAAAAAUUAAGCAAAUGCUUGAAAGGGCCACAAGAAACAAAGAAAUAUUUGAGGAAAUUGCCAGAAGACUAAUGCAGUUUGGAAUAGACAGAGACUGGAAACAAUGUCGUACCAAAUACAAAAAUUUAAAAUAUGAAUACAGAGUUUUACAAAAGAAAAAUGGCAACCCUCAAAGAAAAAUGAGAUUUUAUGAAGAAGUUGACUGCAUCCUAAGAGGACCAACUCUCAGAACUGCCAAAUGGAAACAUGAAUUAUUUGAAGGUCAUACCAAAAACCCAAGAACUUUGAGCGUCAAAAGAAAAGCACACGAAGACGGACCAAUGUCUGUAUCUCUUAAGAAAACUGCUCCUGAGAUCACUGCAAAUAGGUUUCCUCAAAGCACAACAGAACGAAAAGAUUCUACAGAAUGUUUCUACAGAAAGGAAACCCCCUACGUGAUCCAACUUCAUCAGAGUCUUGCCUGUCUUCCCGGCGCGGCCGCUGCCCCCAGCCCACGCAGGAUAAUGGCGACAGCUGAGGUAUUGAAUAUUGGUAAAAAACUCUAUGAGGGUAAAACAAAAGAAGUUUAUGAAUUGCCAGAUAGUCCAGGAAAAGUCCUCCUGCAGUCCAAGGACCAGAUAACAGCAGGAAAUGCAGCCAGAAAGAAUCACCUGGAAGGAAAAGCUGCAAUCUCAAAUAAAAUUACCAGUUGUAUUUUUCAGUUGUUAAAGGAAGCAGGUAUCAAAACUGCUUUCGCCAGAAAAUGUGGGGAGACAGCUUUCAUUGCACCUAAGUGUGAAAUGAUUCCAAUUGAAUGGGUUUGUAGAAGAAUAGCAACUGGUUCUUUUCUCAAAAGGAAUCCUGGUGUCAAGGAGGGAUAUAAGUUUUACCCACCUAAAGUGGAGCUGUUUUUUAAGGACGAUGCCAAUAACGAUCCACAGUGGUCUGAGGAACAGCUAAUUGCCGCAAAAUUUUGCUUUGCUGGACUUGUUAUAGGCCAGACUGAAGUGGAUAUCAUGAGUCAUGCUACACAGGCUAUUUUUGAAAUACUGGAGAAAUCCUGGUUGCCCCAGAACUGUACGCUGGUUGAUAUGAAGAUUGAAUUUGGUGUUGAUGUAACCACCAAAGAAAUUGUUCUUGCUGAUGUUAUUGAUAAUGAUUCCUGGAGACUCUGGCCAUCAGGAGAUCGAAGCCAACAGAAAGAUAAACAGUCUUAUCGUGACCUCAAGGAAGUAACUCCCGAAGGGCUCCAGAUGGUGAAGAAAAAUUUUGAGUGGGUUGCAGAAAGAGUGGAGUUGCUUCUGAAAUCAGAAAGUCAGUGCAGAGUUGUAGUAUUGAUGGGCUCAACUUCUGAUCUCAGUCACUGUGAAAAAAUCAAGAAGGCUUGUGGAAAUUUUGGCAUUCCAUGUGAACUUCGGGUAACAUCUGCCCAUAAAGGACCAGAUGAAACUCUGAGGAUUAAAGCAGAGUAUGAAGGGGAUGGCAUUCCUACUGUUUUUGUGGCAGUGGCAGGCAGAAGCAAUGGUUUAGGACCAGUGAUGUCUGGUAACACUGCAUACCCAGUUAUCAGCUGCCCUCCACUCACUCCAGACUGGGGAGCUCAGGAUGUGUGGUCUUCUCUUCGACUACCCAGUGGUCUUGGCUGUUCAACCAUACUUUCUCCAGAAGGAUCAGCUCAGUUUGCUGCUCAGAUAUUUGGAUUAAACAACCAUUUGGUAUGGGCUAAACUGCGAGCAAGUGUAUUGAACACAUGGAUUUCCUUGAAGCAGGCUGACAAGAAAAUCCGAGAGGGCAAUUUAUAAAACAUCAUUGCUUUUUUUUUUUUUUUUUUGAGAAAAGCUACAUUUCUUGUUUAGUUUCAGAAAAAAAUCAAGAUGAAAAGUUUUUAAAUCAAUCAAAGAAAAAAAUAAAAUUUACUAGUGAAUAAAUGCUUCUCUAGAUUAAUGGAUCAGUAGACUCUGGAGAUACUAACAUUUCUUUAGAGGAAGUGAAAUUAGUAUAAGGACACUUUUAAAAUCUCUUAGCUACUAUAUGGUCCCAAUUAGGUAGAGAACAAUCAAAUAUAUUUCUUAAAUACUAAUAAUGUCUUGUUAUAGAGCUCUAAAGUUACUACUUGACUUUCUGUAUCUCAACCCAUAAGUUUUAAAAAGUUAAAAUGCUUGUAUCUUAGAGUGCCAAGAGCAAUAUAGUCCUCUUUUACAUUAUGAUCUUUACAAAAUCCUAAGGGUAUGGUGUUUUAUUUGCAGUCAGUAUCUCAAAAUAGAUGUGUAUUUAUCCCCAGCUGUAGACCAAGAUGCUGUUUUGUUUUGCUUUUAUUUGUUUGUUUAUACUUGAGAUUGGUGUUGGGGGUAGGGAAGACAAAUGAAAUAAGAUGAAGGGAUACUGUGGAAGCCAUAAAAAGGGGACUUUUCUGAGAACUUCUCUGAUGGAUGUCAGGGCAAUUUCCCAUGGGAAAAAAAAAAAAAAGAGUCACCUUUGUCAUUCCAAAUGAAAGAUUUAGUUUAUCUUAGUUAGUUAUAAUGAGUGCCUCUGUGGAUCAUAAAAUUCUUUUAAUUCUGAUAAUACAUGUUUUAGCCAAACUAAGAAUCCUCAGCCUACAAUGAUUUUCUGAAAUUGGAAUCUCCUAGUUGAUAACCAUACUGGUUUCUUUCUUAUAACAAUAGAAGUCUGGGCAGGGUACCCAGUAAGAUUCACCUCUAAAGGAGCAGUUGUUACUGAGAGGUGUUAUAGUUCAUCAUCAAUCUAUAAACCAUGUUUGGAAAUCACUGUUACAUUACGCAGACCUGAGGACUUUUUUAUAGAUCACUAAACUUUAAUCUGAAUGUCUAUGAACCCCUUAAACUUCCAUGUAGAAUUUUAUGUAUGUGUUCACUUUUAUGGAAAGGGGGCAAUCAUCGUUUUUAUCCAAAGGAUUAAAAUGUUAAGAGUCUCUGCUACAGGGAUGUCUGGGUGGCUCAGUCGGUUAAGUGUCUGCCUUCGGCUCAGGUCAUGAUCCCAGGGUCCUGGGAUCGAGUCCUGCAUCAGACUCCUCACUUAGCGGGGAGCCUGCUUCUCUCCUUCUGCCUGCUGUUCCCCCUGCUUGUGCUCUCUCUCUCUCUCUCUCUGACAAAUAAAUAAAAUCUUAAAAAAACAAAACCCACACUGUGUGAGGAAAAAAAAUCUCUGCUACAGAUGAAAUCUUGGUAAGAUCUUUGCCACUGGCUUACACUGUCUAUACCUUUUCACCUCCCUCUGAACUGUUAACAAGCUAGCAUCUCUUAUCACUUCUUUUACCUCAUCUCAUGGGGCAGGGUAUGAUUGUCCUCACCAUUCCUUUCUUUGACUAGACACUAAGAUACUCCAACCUCAAUCCUGAUGUUUUUCUUAUAUUCUUCUUUCCCUUUAAGUAUUGAUGUUUAUUCUAUUGAGUCUCUCCAUUACUUACAAGUAAUCAUUGGAGUAACUCCUUCAGCUAAAACUAGCAUUACUGACUCUUAGCUCUGUGUUUGUAGACUUGUAGUUUGAACUGUAUAUUCCUGUCUGUCUGAAUGCUCCAAACUUAUUUCAUCUGCCAUCCAGCCUGUUAACUGGCUGUACUCUGUGUCCCAAAUCAGAAGUGUUAGUUCAUCCUUAAUAUUUCUCUCUUACAUUUUCACAUCUCAUUUAUUACAGAGUUCUGAAUUUACCCGGUUUACCCAUUCUCUGUUCAAAAGCCUCAAGUGGGGGUCAAAUUCUACAUUAUUGGACUGAUCUAGAAGGUCUUCAUUCUCAACAUUUUGAAGUUGUCCAAGGACUGACAACAUAAACUGUUAACAUCUCUUUUGCAACAUAGACCCCUUGAAAAUAUGAAUGCCCUUGACUCUCUCCCUAGAGAAUUGCACACAAAAUUUACCAACAGAUUCCAUUGGUUUUUGCAUUCUCUUGAAGCCUGUCAUGGUUUGUAGCUUAAGAAUCAUUGAUGCAACCCAUCAAGGGAACUUGCUUUCCUCAUAAUUUUUGACUUUCACUUAUCUGUACUUUUUUUUUUCUUUUUCCUUUUUUAAGUUUUUUAGUUUUAAUUUAAAUUCUAGUUAGUUCACAUACAAUGCAAUAUUGGUUUCAGGAGUAGAAUUCAGUGAUUCAUUACUUAAAUACAACACCCAGUGCACAUCAUAACAAGUACCCUCCUUAAUACCCAUCACCCAUCUAGCCCAUCCCCCACCCACAUCCCUCCAUCAAUCCUGUUUUUUUCUCUAUCAUUUAAGAGUCUUAUGGUUUGUUUCCCUUUUCCCACCCCUCCAUAUGUUCAUCUGUUUUGUUUCUUAAAUUCCGCAUGAGUGAAAUCAUAUGGUAUUUGUCUUUCUCUGACUGAUUUUGCUUAGCAUAAUACACUCUAGCUCCAUGUUGUUACAAAUGGCAAGAAUUCAUUCUUUUGAUGGCUGAGUAAUAUUCCAUUGUAUAUACAUACCACAUCUUUAUCCAUUCAAUGUACUUUCAGUUCUUAGAAUGAAUUAUUAAAAUCUAUUGUCAUUAAAAUCUGUUACUAGAGCUUCAUCUUCAUUCUCUCCAUGAAACCUUCCCAAAUCCCUUUUUCUUUGUUGGAUUGGAAGCUGCAGUAGAGGAGAAAAUAUAAUCUUACACUUUAUUUCUUCACGUUGCCUUUUGCUUUGAUGUGCCAUGCCUAGCGGUCUGCUAGAGAUGGGAGAAUUGUAAAAAUUAUGUACUGCUUCAUUCUCUUAUGUUAGUCCACAAGAACAAUUAAAAAGAUAUGAUUUUAACAUCUUUAAACUUUGGUUUUGUGGCCUCUGAAUAGUCAUUGGCUGCAAUUUCAGCUUUUCUAUCUCAACCUGCAAAAAUUCCACCUGCUUUGGUGCAGUACAUGAGAAAUUUCAAACACUGAUUUAGACUAGUAGAUAGGACUGACCAUUUAUUUCAGUGGUCAUUAUCAUUUCCACUGUUAGUUUUCACUAUUAGUUUUUUGAGUAUGUAUAUCCUCAGAAGGGUCGUUUCAUUAAUACUAGAGAAAAUACUUGUUUGAAAGUAUUUUAACUGUUACAUUACCUUAUACAAACCUACCUAGUUUGCCAUCUUUGGGUGAUUAUACUUUCUUUGGGCUUGUAGGUGAACAUAAAAAGAGGAAGAAAAAUGUGUCCAAGUAAUACAGUACUUAACUUUGUAUCAUAAAGGCAUGCUUACAAUCGCUGUUGCUUUAAAGCCUUCAUUGAAAUGUAAACACUGUAGUCAAAUAAAAAACAAAGAUAA
Molecule: messenger RNA, 6316 nt
Organism: Mirounga angustirostris (Northern elephant seal)
Lineage: Eukaryota; Metazoa; Chordata; Mammalia; Carnivora; Phocidae
Gene: PAICS
Product: phosphoribosylaminoimidazole carboxylase and phosphoribosylaminoimidazolesuccinocarboxamide synthase
Exons: 16
Coding region: 1-2898 (965 amino acids)
Biological process (GO): 'de novo' IMP biosynthetic process
Cellular component (GO): cytosol
Molecular function (GO): phosphoribosylaminoimidazolesuccinocarboxamide synthase activity
Source: RefSeq, a predicted model, not a curated record